AUGGAAAAUCAGACGUCCAUGCUCCCACAACCUGCAGCGCGGCCAACUAGCAGCAUGAGGUUUCUGACCGAUCUUUCUGAGUCUGAGAGCAAUGUUCGAAGUACCAUGUUACCUCCUUCCUCUGCCACCACAGCUGGCCUCAAGCGACAGAGUUCAAAUUGUGGGUUACGCUCCAUAUCGCUUCAAGUGCUCGGCUUACGCCUCUCAGUACCUGAACCCUCCCAGAAGCGAAAGACCCUGGCUGAGCGUGCUGCUGAACCAUUACGACCAAGUCCAAUCAUGUCAACCCUGUCACGACCUCCAAGCACGGCAAGCCAGUAUGCGCCAUCCUCCGCAAUCCAUUAUCGAUCUUCUUCGACCGCUUCAACUUUAUCAAGAACAAACUCAGCUUCAUCCAGGAACACCUCGAACUCAUCGUGUACUGGCAGCUUGACUUCAGGCAUAAGACCACCAACCAUCAACUCCGGCAUGAGCACUGCGCGCCCGAAAUCGUCCUACGCGAAGGAUAAGCCACUCGGAGUUGGCUCGAGGUCUCUGGCAAACCUGAAUGCGUCGCACGAGGCGUAUACCAAAAGUAAGGAGACCCCUCCCUUUCGUCCCCAAGGCCCAAGGAAUACCAACUCUACGACAAGUGAGGCGAGUCGAGUGUGCACAAAAUGGAAUAGUAUGUCGACUUUAAGACGUGCAAAUCCCCAGACGAUGCGCUCGAGUGCCGCUAGCAUCCGUGACCGCUACCGUGAUAUCAGCUUGAGCACUGGGCUCGACCAGUUGCAUCUUGACGACGACCAGAAAGACUUAAUGCUACCGCCCGAGACGCCCACCAGGUCUCAGAGCCCUAGCAAAAUUCCCAGAGCGUCUCCUGUACCUACUGCCCCCGUGACUCCUACUCCCAAUCCAACUGGAACCCCUCAGCUGCGCCACAAAUCUACCAUGAAGGCAAACAAAUUUCUAACAUCCACUUCCAAUAUAGAGAACUUUGACCCCGAUGUACCCUACCAAGACUGGAAGCGAAUGUUUGACGAUUCGAGACAGAUGUUCGAGGAUGCUGUUAACAAGAUGAGCAAUGCCAAAGAAGAGACGAACGUAUACAAGGAACAGUUAAGUCAAGUCGAGCAGGAACGGUCGUCCCAAAACGAAAGCAUAAUAUCACUCAAGACUGAAAACAAAACCCUGGACUUCAGGAUAGCGACGCUGGAGAAGACAAUACGAGAGUUGAAAGAAGUCCAUGAGCAGAGACUGGAAGAUAUACGCAAUGAUCAGCAGCGCACCAUUAAAGUUGUACGCCAAGAACAACAAGAAGAGAUCGAGCGGCUGAAGAGUGAACACAGAGAGGAGAUUCGAAGCGUGAAGCAGCGACAUAGCGAAGAGCUCGAGCAGGAAAGAAGUCUAAGAACAAGAGCUCUGAGUCAGGCUUCCAUGCAGGGAACACUUGAGAAGGAACGUCACGAGAUGGAGUUGAGUCGAAAAGACCAGGAAGUCAGUGCCAUGAAGUUCGAGGUCGAAAGACUCGAAACGACUUUGCAACGAGAGCAAUCGACAAAUAGUGAUCUACAACAAUCGAUACAGAAUGCCAAUAAUAACGCUUCGGAUUUGGAUGUUGCCCGACGAGGGCUACUGGCAAAAAUUGCAUAUCUUGAGUCAGAUGGAAAAGCUCAAUCCGAGGCCUACGCUGCUAUGGAGAAGCGUAUGAACGAGGCCAUAGCUCAGUCUUGGGACGCGGAGAACAAAUUGAGACAGGAAGAGACCACCCGGCGAAAACUGCAUAAUCAAAUACAGGAGCUCAAAGGAAAUAUUCGUGUCUUCUGCCGAGUCCGACCAACUCUGGAUGUAGAGGAUGAACUCGCAAAUGUCAAAUACCCUGACGAGGAUCAAGAUAGAACCGAGAUUGAGGUUCGUGGUGUGGAGGAAAAGAACAGUUUGGGAAAAGACGUCACGAAAACUCACCCUUUCUCAUUUGAUCGUGUCUUCCACCAAAGAAACAGCAACGACGAUGUCUUCGAUGAGAUAGAGCUUCUAAUUCAAAGUGCUCUUGAUGGCUUCAACGUCUGCAUCUUCGCAUAUGGGCAGACCGGUUCAGGCAAAACUUACACAAUGUCAUCCGAUGACGGCAUGAUACCCAGAUCUCUCCGCUUCAUCUACGAGACGUGUAAGAGCUUAGAGGGCCGUGGCUGGGAAUACACGAUUGAAGGAUCUUUUGUGGAGGUUUAUAACGAAGAGAUCAGAGACUUGCUUGGUGACGAGAGCCACAAGAAGUACGAAGUCCACCAUGACCAUCAGAAACACGAAACCACAAUCACCAACGCGACAACACUCACGCUUGACAACAAGGAGCAGGUCGAGUCAAUACUGUCGCAAGCCAUGAGUCGACGAAGUGUGGCAGCAACAAAGUCAAACGAACACAGCAGUCGUAGUCAUUCGGUCUUCAUCCUCAAACUGUACGGCAGGAACGAUAUCACUGGAGAGGAAAGCAAGGGCACCCUCAAUUUGGUCGACCUGGCCGGUUCUGAACGCAUCAAGAACGCAGAGACAUCGGGUCAGCGUUUGAAGGAGACACAAUCUAUCAACAAAUCGCUCUCCUGCCUUGGCGAUGUCAUCGGUGCUCUUGGCCAAGGGCCGUCUACACCCGAUACUCGAUCGAGUCUGUCGAACGGCAAAGAUGCCACGGCGCACAUUCCAUAUCGCAACAGCAAAUUGACAUAUCUCCUACAGAUGAGUCUUGGUGGUAAUUGCAAAACACUGAUGUUUGUCAUGGUCGCACCAGAGAAGAAAUGUCUUGGUGAAACAAUCACGAGCUUGAAGUUUGCGGAGAAGGUUAGUAGGACACGGGUUGGUGUCGCGAAGAAGGUUAAAUGA
Molecule: messenger RNA, 2853 nt
Organism: Lithohypha guttulata
Lineage: Eukaryota; Fungi; Ascomycota; Eurotiomycetes; Chaetothyriales; Trichomeriaceae
Gene: KAR3
Product: kinesin-like nuclear fusion protein
Exons: 2
Coding region: 1-2853 (950 amino acids)
Biological process (GO): microtubule-based movement
Cellular component (GO): microtubule cytoskeleton
Molecular function (GO): microtubule motor activity; ATP binding; microtubule binding
Source: RefSeq, a predicted model, not a curated record